Eruca vesicaria subsp. sativa (arugula) is the source of this 1527-nucleotide messenger RNA. NCBI's taxonomy places the organism in Eukaryota, Viridiplantae, Streptophyta, Magnoliopsida, Brassicales, Brassicaceae. The record is from the annotation of a GenBank genome assembly.
AUGACGGCACCAAACCUGGAAUCUUUCAGGCGGGGUAGCAUGUUUGACGCAUCUUUCAGGCGAAGUAACAUGUUCGAUGGUUCGUUUAGACAAAGCUUUAGAGACUAUUCCUAUAUGUUUGAAGACAAUACUCCCGCCCGUUGCUGCUCCUACAUGUACUUGGUGAAGAAAUCAAAGGGUGUUUUAGUUCGGGCGUGGGAGAUGGGAACAUCUGACCCGAGGAAGAUUAUAUUCUCAGCCAAGAUGGGUUUGGCUCUGACACUCAUCUCCCUUCUCGUCUUCUUUAAGCUCCCAGGAUCAGAGGUCAGCAACCACUAUCUCUGGGCAAUCCUCACAAUAAUUGUUAUCUUCGAGUUCAGUAUAGGAGGCACCUUUAGCAAAGGAUGCCACGUGGGACUAGGAACUUUAUCUGCUGGAGCCUUGGCGCUUGGCACGGCUGAGAUAUCCGAUAUGACUGGAAAAUGUGCAGAUGUUUUCAAUACUGCUAGCAUCUUCGUAGUAGCCUUUCUUGGGACUUAUGCAAAGCUAUAUCCAACGAUGAAGCCAUAUGAGUAUGGAUUCCGGGUGUUCUUGCUGACCUAUUGCUACGUAAUAGUGUCGGGAUACAGAUCAGGGGAGUUCAUGGAAACAGCUGUCUCAAGGUUGCUUAUGAUAGCACUUGGUGCAUCCAUUGGUCUCAUUGUGAACAUUUGCAUUUAUCCCAUAUGGGCCGGGGAUGAUCUCCACAACUUGAUCACAAAUAACUUUGUGAAUGUCGCCACUUCUUUGGAAGGUUGUGUGAAUGGAUAUCUCAAUAGCGCACAUUAUGAUUUAAUCUCAGUAGUCGAUACUGGCUACAGAUCAGCCGUGGAAUCAAAAAGCCAAGAAGACACUCUGAUGGGUUUUGCUGCAUGGGAGCCACCACACGGUCCAUACAGAUCAUUCAGAUAUCCAUGGAAGAUGUACGUGAAAGUAGGUGGCGCAUUGAGGCACUGUGCUUUCAUGGUAAUGGCAUUACAUGGCUGCAUUCUCUCACAGAUUCAGGCUCCAGAGGAGAAAAGAGAGGCAUUUCGUAAUGAGCUUCAAAAGGUAGGUCUCGAAGGAGCAAAAGUACUAAGACUCAUAGGCCAAAAGCUGAAGAAGAUGGAGAGACUAAACCCUAUAGAAGACAUCCUCGAGGAGAUUCACCAAGCAGCUGAACAACUUCAGAGCAAAAUCGACAAGAAAUCGUACCUUCUCGUGAACGUGGAGAAUUGGGAGAUCGGGAAUGAUGGAAUCGAAGUAUCGAAUAUUGACGAGGAGGGUCUAAUAAGUCGGAAGCUGGAUUAUGAAUCUCAUAAGGAAGCCGCGCUUCUCCCGAGACAGACGUGGUGGCCUCCUUUCUUGCUCUCUAUAAGCAGUAUAAUGUGGAAGAGCGAGAGUGCUGAUCUGUCUUUAGCUACGUUCGCUUCGCUGCUGAUAGAGUUCGCCGCAAGGUUGGAGAAUCUCGUGAAUGCGUACGAUGAGCUCUGUGACAUAGCCAAUUUCAAGGAAGCUUUCAGUGGCUGA